Messenger RNA from Trifolium pratense (red clover), 447 nucleotides. RefSeq lists its product as uncharacterized. The record is from RefSeq and is a predicted model, not a curated record. The coding region runs from base 1 to 159 and encodes 52 amino acids. NCBI's taxonomy places the organism in Eukaryota, Viridiplantae, Streptophyta, Magnoliopsida, Fabales, Fabaceae. Gene Ontology annotation, cellular component: Golgi apparatus. The transcript is spliced from 2 exons.
AUGCAGAUUAGAACCUUCAUUGAGGUUGAGCCUCCAAGUCCACUCAGAUACCUAAUCGGAGCCGUCGUAAUGAUGAUCGGAGUUGUUUUACCGGUCGGUUACAUGAUGUUCCGUAACAAACGCGUUCCUUCUUCUUCCUCCUACACCAAACAGACGUAGGAACAAGGUUUUGAUAUAGAGACAUGGUGGUGGUGGUAAUGGUGGUGAUAGUGAUGAGGUGAGAAGACUUUGAUUUAGUAGAUUUGGGUUUGUCAUUGGCUAUGUUUGGUGGAAAUGCUUAAUUUUAGGUUAGAGGCUUUGACAGAUCUAUCAUUUGUUCAUUUGUAAAUGCAUUGACAUUCCAAAUCUUCUAAGUAGUUGUUCACCUGAUGAUUAUGAACUCUCCGUAUACAUGCCAUUGUGUUUACAUUUUUUACUUAUGGAGUUCAUUGUUAUACACUUUACUCA